AUGCCGAAGGAAGUGAAGGAGAGAAGCGGCCUUGCCGUCGGUCUCAAUGCCGGACACAAAGUCACCGUCCGUCAGCCGAAGCCGCGAGUAUCGCGCAUGAAGGGCCAUUUGAGCAAGAGGACCGCAUUUGUGAGGGACGUCGUGAGGGAGGUUUCUGGCCACGCGCCAUACGAACGCCGCGUCAUCGAACUCCUCCGCAACAGCAAGGACAAGCGUGCACGUAAGCUCGCGAAGAAGAGGCUCGGCACUUUCGGCCGUGCGAAGAGAAAGGUCGACGAGAUGACCAAGGUCAUCGCCGAGAGUAGGAGAGCUGGUCACUAA
Messenger RNA from Recurvomyces mirabilis, 321 nucleotides. RefSeq names its product ribosomal protein L36 (gene rpl36). The transcript has 3 exons. Gene Ontology annotation, biological process: cytoplasmic translation. Bases 1 to 321 code for a protein of 106 amino acids. NCBI's taxonomy places the organism in Eukaryota, Fungi, Ascomycota, Dothideomycetes, Mycosphaerellales, Teratosphaeriaceae. Gene Ontology annotation, molecular function: structural constituent of ribosome. Gene Ontology annotation, cellular component: ribosome; cytosolic large ribosomal subunit. The record is from RefSeq and is a predicted model, not a curated record.